Messenger RNA from Schistocerca cancellata (South American locust), 2888 nucleotides. RefSeq names its product endothelial transcription factor GATA-2-like. NCBI's taxonomy places the organism in Eukaryota, Metazoa, Arthropoda, Insecta, Orthoptera, Acrididae. Gene Ontology annotation, biological process: cell fate commitment; positive regulation of transcription by RNA polymerase II; negative regulation of transcription by RNA polymerase II. The transcript is spliced from 8 exons. Gene Ontology annotation, molecular function: DNA-binding transcription factor activity, RNA polymerase II-specific; zinc ion binding; RNA polymerase II cis-regulatory region sequence-specific DNA binding. The record is from RefSeq and is a predicted model, not a curated record. Bases 124 to 2010 code for a protein of 628 amino acids.
CUGCUGGGCGGCGCCGAGGACCCCGCCGCCGCCGCGGCCGUCGCCGAGCACGUCUCGUCCUUCCUGCACCACCACCCGGGGCUCGCCGACGGCUCGCACCACCGCAGAUACUACCACCAGCAGAUGCACUCGCCCUACACCGCCUCCCACGCAGCUGCGGCGCGCAUGGGGACGUCGCAGGUGUGUCGGCCGCACUUCCACACGCCGCUGCACCCCUGGCUGUCGGACACGAGUAAGCCGGCCUGGUGCAGCCCGUUCGCAGCGCCUGCGGGGGCCGGCGUCGGCGUCGACGAGAAGCCUCUGUCCCCCGCGCCGGUGGUGGGUGGAGGCGCGGGGGCGGCGGCCGGAGGCGGCGGGGGCGUGGCGGGAGCGGGGGCCGGUGCGGCGGCGGCGGCCGCUGCGGCGGCGGCGCACGCGCCGCACCACCUGUUCAGCUUCCCGCCGACGCCACCCAAGGACGCCACCCCCGACUCGGUGACGGCCGCGUCGUCAACGGCCGCGUCCGCCGUCUCGGAGUACCAGCACGCAGCCGCCGCCGUGGCGCACGCCGCCGCCAUGGGCGUCGCCUUCAUGCAGCAGCAGCACCAACAGCAACAGCAGCAGCAACAGCAGCAGCAGCAACAACAGCAGCAGCAGCAAGAAGACGGCAGCGUGGUCGGCUACGGCGGCGCGGGGUCCGGCGCGCUCGACGUCAAACCGGGCCUCAACAUGCUCAACUCGCUCGGGGCCGGCGGGGGCGGAGGCGGCGGCGGCGCCGGCGGCGCCAACUGCGCGGGCGGCAACGGCGCGGCGGCCGCGGCGGCGGCGGCAGCGGCGGCGGCGGUCAAGCAGCGGGAAGGUAUGGCGGCUGUCGCGACGUCGUCGUCGUCCUCGUACUCGACGUCGCCAGGGCCCGGCAGCGCCGGCAUGCCGACCGCCAACCACGUGUCCACUGUCGGCGAGUACCCCUACCCGCACCCCCACCACGACAUGGGGUACGCGGCGCACCACCACCACCACCACCCCCUGAACCACCACCACCACCAUCACCACCACGCGAGUACGGCGGCGGCGGCGGCCAUGUUCAGCGCCAAGGCCCUGGCGUCGACGGGUCACGCGCACGCCCACGGCCACGGGCACGGCCACGGCCACGGGCACCCGGGCGCCACGCACGCGCACGCGCCGCAGAACGCCGCCUCGGCCAAUGCCAAAGCGUCGCGGACGAAAUCGCGGUCCAGCGCCGAGGGCCGCGAGUGCGUCAACUGCGGAGCGACGUCGACCCCGUUGUGGCGGCGCGACGGCACGGGCCACUACCUGUGCAACGCCUGCGGCCUCUACUACAAGAUGAACGGCCAGAACCGACCGCUCAUUAAGCCCAAGAGGAGACUGUCGGCGGCGAGGCGGGCGGGCACGAGCUGCGCCAACUGCAAGACGACCACGACGACGCUGUGGCGCCGCAACCAGAACGGCGAGCCCGUCUGCAACGCCUGCGGCCUCUACUACAAGCUGCACAACGUGAACCGGCCGCUGACGAUGAAGAAGGAGGGCAUCCAGACGCGCAACCGGAAGCUGUCGUCCAAGUCUAAGAAGAAGAAGGGUGGCGGCGGCGGGUGCCUAUCGCUGGGCGGCGUCAUGUCGGAUAUGAUGAAGCCGCUGGACGCGGCCAAGGGCGGCGCGGCCGGCUUCGGGGCGGCGGCGGCGGCUGCGGCGGCGGGCGGCGGCUUCGGCGGCGGGCACCUGCACGCGAUGCCGCACUACAUGUACCACCACCAGCACCAGCAGGGCUUCAUCAACCACCACCACCAGCACGCCGCGCCGCCGGGCCCGCCGCCCGCGCCGCCCCACCCCGCCAUGCACCACCACCACAUGGCGCCCCUCGGCGGCCUCGGGCUCGCCGCCUCCUCCAACGGCAUGAUCCAGUGGGAUAUUCGUAAUACGAACAAUCUACAGAAAGUCAAUAUUCAGUGGGAUAUUAGGAAUGCAAACAGCCUGCAAAGAGACAAUACCAGCUGGCGGGCAGAGUACACGUGAUAACUCGGGCCGCAGCCGCCGGACUUCGCCGCAGCCCCUGACGCGGCGCUGUUCCUCGGCGGAGACAACCCCCUGUGGCUACCGCCGCCAUCGGACCUUCUCCUAUGACGAGGAUCACCUGUCACCCCGCAACAAUGCUGUUGACGUUUCCUGGAAGCGCUGAAACGAGAGUUUUGCGGGACCCCUUGUGAUACCCAAUCGUGACUAAAAUAUCGUCUAGCUCUGGUACUGCGACAAUGAAAACAUUUGCUGUCCAUUGUGCGUAGACAAAGAGACAAAAACGACUGCAGUUCGUCGGUUAUGCCGCAUGCGGCUCUAAAACUAAAAAAGUUAACCAAGUACAAAGAGUUGAGAAAAGAUAUGUCUAUCAGAGCAAAGAGAUUGUGAGUUGCCCUCUCUGUUCCCGCUCCCUCCCAAUGGACGCCGUGGACGUGACUACGUUUUAUGUGUGCAAUCAACAUAUUUCUUAAUAUCUAUAUAUCUAAAUAUAAUAAGCUAGUGUAAAGAGAAUUGACUAAGAAUUGUGAAACAAGCUAAAAAAUGAACGAAAUCAAGUAUCAGGUUUAUUGCAGACGAUUUCACGACUUUAUAUUUUGUAUGUGUUGCAGAAUUUGUUUUUAAGCAAUGUAACAAGCAAAAAUGCAGUCAAAACUUUCCUGUUUGUCUUCUUAAUUUUGCGAAAAAGAGACGGAAAUGGCGAUGGUCAUUACAUAGAUUGUUGUAGCGCUUUAAGUAACAAUACAAGUGUGUCCUCUUGUUGUUGAUAAUGGAAAUUGAGUCACUGUUUUGAAUCAAUUGUACGCACUUACCGUUUAAACAAUAUUCAUUACGAUAGUAUUAAAGUUUCUCUCUUUAUACAAAUAAAAACCAAUCUUCAA